GACCGACCGCCGAGAAGAGAGUCAGCUUUGGGAGAUUUUCUUCUCCGUUCGAAGCUUUCACUCCUGAGUCUUCCUUCGAGUUCGAUUCUUCUCACUCAUCUUCGUCGCUGCUGCUUCGUUCAAGGGGAUCGAUUCCUUUCCCUCUUUUUUGUUUCCCCUUGGGUGGGUUCUUUUCGGUGGAGGGAUUUUGAUGGGCGAACCAGCGAAUGUGAUGAUGGCAAGCCGAGAAAGAGAUCGUGAGCUUCUGAUUCCGGUUCAUUAUUCCGGUGAAAUUGACGACGGUGCUACGGCGAAGCCCUCGUCUUCUUGUCCCUCUUCACAUCACGCUGGUCACGAGACCUUCUACAAGUUAAUCAGAAGCUGGGCGUCGAAGAAGUUCAUGACUGGAUGUGUUAUCCUGCUUCCGAUGGCAAUCACUUUCUAUGUGACUUGGUGGUUUAUUCAUUUCGUGGAUGGAUUUUUCUCUCCGAUAUAUGCUCAACUAGGAAUUAAUGUUUUCGGUCUUGGCUUUAUCACGUCCAUUACGUUCAUCUUCUUGGUUGGGGUGUUCAUGUCUUCGUGGCUGGGGACAUCGGUUCUAAGCCUGGGAGAAUGGUUUAUCAAACGGAUGCCAUUUGUUCGCCAUAUCUACAAUGCCUCCAAGCAAAUCAGUACUGCCAUAUCACCAGAUCAAAAUAACCAGGCCUUCAAGGAAGUGGCUAUCAUUAGGCAUCCACGUAUUGGUGAAUACGCUAUUGGGUUCAUCACAUCUACUGUUGUUCUUCAGAAUUACGCAGGGGAGGAGGAACUCUGUUGUGUAUAUGUUCCCACAAACCACCUCUACAUCGGAGAUAUAUUCUUAGUCAAUACUAAGGAUGUCAUCAGACCGAAUCUCUCCGUCCGGGAAGGAAUAGAGAUCGUUGUGUCGGGAGGAAUGUCGAUGCCACCGAUUCUGUCUACGGUCGAGACGAGAGGAGCACCAGAUACAAGUAGACGUACAGUGGAAAGAAACUGAUACCAAUUCAUUAGAAAAAAGAGAUUAGAUCCUUUUUUUUUUUGGUUUCACUUUGAUUUCCGGUCUCAGGGUUUGUUUGAUGUUCUGAGUUUAGAUGUCUGAUGAGGGAAGUGUGUAAUAACGUUGUUUGUGUCUUCUCAUGGAAAAUAACCACAGCCGGCAGAUGUAAGGGCUAAGGAUUUAUCGAAUCCUGUCAUAAUAUUAUUAUUUACUCUAGGAGUGAUCAUUUUGUUUGUUGAUUCGGUUAU
Messenger RNA from Tarenaya hassleriana, 1242 nucleotides. RefSeq names its product protein LIKE COV 1-like. The transcript is spliced from 7 exons. Gene Ontology annotation, cellular component: Golgi apparatus. The record is from RefSeq and is a predicted model, not a curated record. Gene Ontology annotation, biological process: stem vascular tissue pattern formation. Bases 191 to 994 code for a protein of 267 amino acids. Lineage: Eukaryota; Viridiplantae; Streptophyta; Magnoliopsida; Brassicales; Cleomaceae.